UGACAUUGCUUAAUACUGAACACAAUCAUCAAAUUGAUAUUGAAACUACAAAAUUCGCUACGGCUUACAAAAGUUUUUCUCAGGAAAUUAUGGAACAAAUCAAAUAUUAUGUUAUAUAUGAUCUUGGGAAUGCCAUUCAAAAGAUAAAAAAAGAACAUCGAAUAAACUUAGGUGAUAUGGCAUCUUUAUUAACAAAACUGUUAGAGUUUCAAGCUAAUGAUUCACGGUGGUUUGUAAAGCCAUUAAUCGAUGAUACAAGUAGUCGGUUAAUUGAAGUCUGUGAAAUUCCUUCAUUAACUUUCAUUACAGAUGCGGAUCCUGCUAUGGUUGCCGCUAUUUCUAUUCGUUCUUAUUGUGAAGAUGUAUUUGAGAAAAGAAUUGAAGAGUUAUUUGAAAAAUAUAGACCAGGAGAAAGAUAUAUAACAAUGUUGUUAGAUCAGAAACAUAUGUGGGUAAAAUGUUUUACAUCUCGAUGUUUCACAGCAGGAACACAAUCUACUCAACAUGUAGAAUCAGAAAAUGCAUUAAUUCAAAAAGUUAUACAAUCAAGUUAUUCUCUCUUGAAAGUUCAGGAAGCUUUAGAAAAUCGACUUGAAUUUGAGUCGAUUAAUAAUCGUUACUCAAUUUGA
Racocetra persica is the source of this 629-nucleotide messenger RNA. Lineage: Eukaryota; Fungi; Glomeromycota; Glomeromycetes; Diversisporales; Gigasporaceae. The record is from the annotation of a GenBank genome assembly.